Cydia splendana is the source of this 2984-nucleotide messenger RNA. It is a transcript of the gene Ets65A, whose product is annotated as DNA-binding protein D-ETS-3. Bases 527 to 1624 code for a protein of 365 amino acids. The record is from RefSeq and is a predicted model, not a curated record. NCBI's taxonomy places the organism in Eukaryota, Metazoa, Arthropoda, Insecta, Lepidoptera, Tortricidae. The transcript is spliced from 9 exons. Gene Ontology annotation, molecular function: DNA-binding transcription factor activity, RNA polymerase II-specific; sequence-specific DNA binding. Gene Ontology annotation, biological process: regulation of transcription by RNA polymerase II; cell differentiation. Gene Ontology annotation, cellular component: nucleus.
GCCAAUAAUGACAAGUGUUUUGUGUGAUGCUCAGAGCACAAUCAGUGGGUCGGUGCGAAGCAUCUGAGGCCUUACUACCCCGAAUCUCCCCGGUCGCAUCUCCCUCGGGGUGAUAAUCCGCGCACGCGACGCAAGCUCCGCCCGAGGGCGUGGCCGAGGACUUCCGCAGCACUCCCCCGCACAUCCCCCGCCCUCCGUCUCCGACGACCGGACGAGGCGCCUCGCUAUUAUCCCGGCUUCCUGUCCGCGAACGCUCGCCUGCGCCUCCGAUAUAUUGAUUUGUUUAUUUUUUUCCCGCGCAAACAACGACAAAUAAGACGGACGUAGCCCUUCCGAGUGGCCUCCCGUGACGGUACAAUCGGACGAUCGCGCGGCCUCCGGCCGCGACGCUGCGGGAUGGACCGUGUGCAGAGUGCUAAGCCUUCACCUAGUGCCAAGGAUGGAGCUAUCAAUUAAGUAAAGGGUGGACUUCCGUGGACUGAAGUGCGCCACAGCCACGGCACUUCGAGCAGGAAUCAAAGCUGCAAUGUACGAAAGCAGCUGUUCUUACGCCGGGGCCUUGGAACUGAAACGUAGUGCACUUAAAGAGGAGCCCUGGCCGACCACAGAAUGGCCUCCAUACCGGCUUCACCAAUCAACCUUCGAGCAGCUGAAACAGAGCGUAGAAAAGGCCAAAGCGGCUCUGCAAGAUCGCUCCGGACUGCUGGGCACGGCGACGGCGUUCGGUGACUUCUACGGCGGACAGCUGGGACAGGACGCCACCAGCACCGCCCUCGGCUUCGGCAGGACCACCAGGACAGAGGACUCUAUGCUAGGCGCUAUAGAUAAAAGCAAAGCUCUAGGAUCAGACAAACUGGCCAGUGGUCUUGGAAAGGGCUACUCCACACCGACGCUGUCCGAUUCUCUACGUGCCACCAAAUGUUCAGAUGCCUCAUACAAAAGCACUUGGUCUACACAUGCAUCAUCCCAAGGAUCACAAGGCUAUGGCACCAACUCGUUGUCCGCGAUGUCGAAGUCCUCACUCGACGCGCACGCGCAUCUCCGUCAGCCUGAUCCUUAUCAAAUGUUUGGUCCAACGAGUAGUCGUCUGGCGAAUUCAGGAUCAGGUCAAAUACAACUCUGGCAGUUCCUGUUGGAACUUCUGAGUGACUCGAGCAACGCAGGCUGCAUCACCUGGGAGGGCACCAACGGCGAGUUCAAGCUGACCGACCCGGACGAGGUGGCGCGCCGGUGGGGCGAGCGCAAGUCCAAGCCCAACAUGAAUUACGACAAACUGAGCAGGGCUCUCAGAUACUACUAUGACAAGAACAUCAUGACUAAGGUCCAUGGCAAACGCUAUGCCUAUAAAUUCGACUUCCAAGGGCUAGCGGCGGCCACACAACCGGCGGCGAGCGAUCCGGCAUAUAAAUAUCAAAGUGAUCUUUUCAUGAGCUCUUACCAUCAUUCGGCAAAGCUCUCGUCAUUCAUGGCUCCCCACGCAGCCAUGCCGACAUCAACAGCGUCGAUUUUCCCGUCGGCGUCGUGGAGCAACUGGGGCGGUGGGGGGAGCAACCUCUACUCCCCCCACUCUAUGGCCCCACCCCACGUGACGUCGCAUCUGGGCUCGUAUCCGCACUACGCAUGACCAGCCAUAUAAUUCGACGAUACACCAAACGACGACAGUAAUAUGGAUACACUUUUUGUUAAUUAUUAUUUAUCAAUUUUUACGCUUCUCUUGUCUAUGUACCUACGGUUAACUUUUAACUCGUUAUUAGCUAUAUUUUGCCAAACACUUGUUAUAUUGCCCUCGAGGACGGUUCUCGGUGCACCUGGUCUGUGGUAUUGAUAAGGUUCAAUUGACUGGAAAACAAACAAAAACCUUAGCAAUUAACCUUGUGGGGGGGAAAUUAGCGACAAUGUAACGCUGUUGACUGUGAAGGGUAUUUUGUAUAUUGUAAGAAUUAUAUGUAAAAUAAAUGUGUAUUUAUUCCUUUGACUUAUUGGACUAGGAAAAGAAUACAAAUCGAUCCUCGGCUCGCAAAUAAACUAAUUCGAAUCCACAACCACUUGUUCCAAUAAAUAAUUGAUUCCUACAGCUAACUAUGCAACCAACAAGAAUGUAAAAUUAUGGUUUUCGUUGAGAUUAUUUACGCGGAAGGUCUCUGUAAUUCAUAUUUCCAUUGCGUAUUUUGAUUGAGCUGAAAAUAAUUUUGCGGUUACUCUUCUUACAUUUUUGUUUUUAUGUAAUGUCUAUAAUCAAACCGCCUAAAGACGAGUAAAAAGACAAAAAGUUAUGGUUGCCAACUUCCCUACUAGUUAAAUUGUUUUAUUGUGAGAAAAGAUAAGGAGUGAAUUGUGAAACGCAAGACUAGUCUUUUAUCAAAGAAUGUUGUAAAUAAUAGAUACUCAUUAAUUAAGUAGAAUUAUUUAUUUAGGAUUACAAUAAAAUUUUAAUGGUAUUAUUUUUUAAUGUAUAAAUUGAAUAUCGUGUAGGUAAAGGAAAAUAAGUAAGUACGUAUUCGCGCGUAUAUCGAUAGACUUCAGCAGGUUCCGAAGUGGCGAUGACUUGGUUUUGGGGCGCAACGACGUAAAGGUAAUUUGCAAGAAGUUUAUAAAGACACUGGAACUUGCACCACAAAUAUGAAGCAUACUCGUUACAGUGCAACCUUGAAUUACGGGCUUGCAUUUAUUGCCGUCGGUUUCUGGAAAAGGAUACACAGUACAUCUCAGCUAUUAGGCUGUAAUAGCUUCAAAAUAGCUAUUAAAUAAGCUGCAAUGUAAUAAAUGCGUGCCAGUCAUUUAAGGUCUAUUUUCUUUGCUUCAGAUUUCUGUUCUAACAACUUCCAGUGUUUUAUAAGCUUCUUUGACAAUUCAUUGAAAUAGUUGUUGCAAGAUGUGACAAAAAUAUUUCGGUAACUAUACCUAACUACUGACGACGACCGCCUCACGCUGUAAUGUUUGGUUGGUGAUAUUGUAGGUACCUAGUCAGUAUUGUAUUUUAAACA